Chondrus crispus (carragheen) is the source of this 2820-nucleotide messenger RNA. RefSeq lists its product as hypothetical. The coding region runs from base 1 to 1551 and encodes 516 amino acids. Lineage: Eukaryota; Rhodophyta; Florideophyceae; Gigartinales; Gigartinaceae. The record is from RefSeq and is a predicted model, not a curated record. The transcript is spliced from 2 exons.
AUGGAAUCCCGAGAAGAAAUCGAGUCCAUGCGCGUCAUCGACCUUCGCGACUUCUUGCGCCGCAAUGGUAGCCUCCCCGCCGUCGUCACCCGCGGCGAUGGCACCCCGGGCGCCCCACGAAAGGCCGAUCUCAUGCGCGCUGCCCUCGCCAUAGAGGAAGCCCACCGCCAGGGACGCCCCAUCUCCUCCCUGGCAGAGCAGCCGGCCCUGGCCCCGUACACCCCGCCAAGCCCUGCCAGACGCAUUCAGCGACGUCCCGCCAACGACGACGACAACGACGACUUCAACAUUCCCAACCCCUUUCAGUCGGGCAUACCCACCCCGACAAGGACUAAGCCCAGUCGUUCCUCCAUCUCAGUGCCGUCCUCCCGCCCAAUGGCGGAAGGCCCGUUGGACCAGACCCCUGUCGCCCCGACCUCGGAGCGCCGCAAGAGACGGGCAAGCGCCGCCUGGAUCAACCCCGCGCUCUUUAAUAAGAUCACAUCCUCUACCGCCCCGAAGGCCGCUCAAGCCAACGACAAAACCUCCAAUGUCGCCCGCGCGGUCACCAUUCCGGAUGACAAGCCCAUCCUCGUCGAGGAUGAGGCCCCACCGCGUCCCGCCAUCGGUGGCUCCGCCAGACGUUCGAGGACACCCUCAAAACCUAUCCUGGCCACCCGCAAGAGCGUGCCCGCAGCCGAGGAGGUCAUCACCCUCGCCCCGUUGCGCGACCUCGACCUGCCAGAGGAAGACGACUAUGACGCAGACUUCGAUCCGGACUCUGAUAUCCUGCUCGAUGACCCGCUGGAUGACGACGAAUACAACUAUCUUGAUGUCCUCCCGUACAAUGACCCUCUGCUGCGCGCCUCGGGCUUGGAUGCCGACCGUCGUGAUGUUCUCGUCCACAGCGAUCACGACUCCACCAUUGACACCGAUGACGAGCUUGUUCAUGACCAGUUUUCAUCAUGGGACGUCUUCAGAUUGAGGAAAUGGCUGAAGGGCAAGAAGGUCCGAUAUCCCAGGGACGCUCGAAGGAUUGAUCUUGUUAGCCUUGCAAGGGCCCAUUUGUUACAGAUAGAGGCAUCUUCGCAGCAGUUCGUCGAGGAGGAUGUCAUCCGUCCGGCUACCAAGAUGGCGUCUGAGCGGAAAAAGUCGCAAUUGGCGAGGGGUAACCGCACCAUAUCCGCCCCGACAGAAGAUGAAGAUGAUACUGACUCCCCAAUUGAUGUUGAUGCCAUUCCACCAACUGUGCCGUCUAAAGUGCACCGCAUCAGGAGGGGCCGCACAAAAGGCCCGAGGAGGGUUCCGGUACAUCCACGACGACGUUUUCGAUUCAGCGCGAGCGCGUUCGUUGUUCUGUUGGGAUUCCUACUGUGUAUCAUGUGCAUCUGGUCUGCGGCUACGGUGUACCGAAGCCAUAUGAGACCGUUUUGUGAUACCCAUGUCCUGACAAGUAAGUUAUACAGCUUUGGGCGUUCGUAUGUGGAGAGACUUACGGAGACUUGGAACACGUUCUCCGAGCAAUGUGCCAAUUCUGCCGAAGAAACUCCAUAUAACUGGCGCCAAGACUAGCUUGUGUCAAUAGAGAGCUUCAAAGCAUGCCACGACUGUGUUUGUUGCAUUGCAUGCUUUAGUCUCUCACAGUGAUACCGUAAGCUAACAAGAUUCAAUUCCUCCCUUCUCAAACUGCAUUUUGGUUUCUGUCCAACCGCACUCGACUUGAAAUUGAUUAUUAAUAUCGAAUUUCCUCAUUUCUUCUGGUACUUCUACGUAUCGUUUGGACAGAUUGCACUGAUGUCGGGCAAGAGUGCCGGAGAUGCCCGCCGUAUGGAACAUGCAGCAACGGAAUAUUGUCUUGUGAUCCUGGUUAUGUUGCCCUGGGUGGGAAGGUAUGCGUUGAAGACCAGGAGAGUAGCAUUUUCGGUGAAGAACUGGCUAAUGACGCAUACACACUGCUUUCACAGUUAGCUGGCAGCGCCGAGUGCGGUGAGAUUACUUCGGGAGCACUCUCGCGGGGGGAGCUGAAGACAGCCUUGCGGUUGAAACACUCUGAAAGGCCAAGUGGAGGACCGUUUCCGUGGAGCGCGCGGACUUUUGAUCUUGCAAAGUUCGAGAUUGCGUUCGACAAAGCUGUGAAUAGACUCGAAGAUGGAGACUUCACGGAAGUAUCUGUAUCGGAAUUUGGUGAUUUCAAAUCGGAUUCUCCAGUUAUGUCUUUAAGCUGCGCUGCCAAGUUGUCAUUGCGCCGAAACUGGCGUGUCGUAUCAGCUUUUAGCGUGACUUGCCUGCUUCUGCUAUUUCUGAAAGUAUGGCUCUACAUCCGAAGACGACAGAAAGAAGAGCUAUAUGACGCCUAUCGGUUGGCAGUGGAUUAUCUGAAAACGCAGAAGAGCGGGUUUGUUCGUAGGGAAGAAGAACUUGCUUUCCUUUCUGACAUUGUCCUCCGACAAGAGGUGCUGGGAUCUCCAACAGAUAGGACAGUUCGAUUGUGGAAAAAGGUGGAGGAGCUACUCAGGGCUGACAGUCGAGUUGUCUGGAGUGCAAAUAGGGUUGUGAAGGGAUUUCCUUCUAACACUUUUGAAUGGCGAGGUCGACUCUCAAGUGGAGUUUUUAGCAGUGGUGGUAGUCUACGUAGCUUGGAUAGCACAAGUAUGUCUGACGGAGAGGCCAUGGCCCCAGCAAGCGAGUCAUGGCUGGACGGUGCUUGGGAUCGGCUUUUUAACAGAUACUGAUUUGAAGAUCCAUAGAUCGGGGGCCAAGGAUAUGACGAACGUAGCGCCAGUUGCUAUAUUAUUGGGUUGCGAGAAAUAAACUAUUCGUGCUGUGAUAAUUGCACUAGAA